UAAUGAAUCAGUCGCACUUCGUACGUUCGACUAAGCGGAAGCUUUUGCCAUUCCUAACAUUUCCAUUCGCACACUACAUUAACUCAGUCGGUUAAUUUCAUGUCGAUUGACAUAUUGUUGAGCUAACCUGGUCAAACCAACAUGCAAAUGUCGAGUUUGAAGUUUUCCGACGUUCAGAACGGUUAAACUACUUCCGAAGUUAUUAGUUUUGAAACGGAUUGCUAAAAUAAAGGAAUUGUUUGAAGUGUUGCCGCCCAGCACCAACCCGCGGUCAUUAUUCGUAACUGGAAGACCUAAUGAGAGAAGUACUUAAGAUCGACCGGUCGGUUUCAAUGUAAACAGUUGGUGACGUCACUGUGAGAGAUUUUUUUUGCGCCCAACGAUCCAGAGAGAAGACAGUGUAAUCGUUAUACAGCAUCCAGAUUAUUAGCCACAGAAUUCCGACGAUGUUCGACAAGGAAACUGGAGAGCUAGAACUCGGUGCGUACCAGGAUGGUGCUCUGUACCACGACAGAGAAACGGGCGAAAGUAGCUCCUAUCCAUCGUUCGAUUUUCGCCGAGAGCGCUCCAAGUUCUACAUUCCGAAACAUUAUUUGCGAAGCAACAGCGGUACGAUCAAUCGCAAGCAGUGCUGCAUUUCCAAGGUCAACAGCAGCUACCCGCUGGCCAGUCGGGAGAAAAUGAUGCACCUGAAGGAGGAAAUAAUUCUCGGCUACAACAAGACCAGCUAUCUGCUCCUACUGAUUCCGUCGCUCUUCAUCGUGCCCAAACUAGCGAUCAUAUUGAUCAUGCUCAUCGAAGCAGUGCUGCACCGAUGGGCCCACAAAAAGAACGCCUGCAAUCGGGAUCCGAACAGCUACUACCGCACACCGUUGCACAUCCUGUCGAGCCAGUUCUGUGGUAUCUGCCGGCAUGAAAGCCAAAUGGAUCGGAUCGUGCAGAUGCAGUGCAAACGGAUGAAGAAGAUGCAACAUUAUUUCCGAAAAGUUACGAGGAAUAUUGCCUGAAAAGUAUUUUAUCAGUGAUUGUUUUAAUAAUUUUAUGAAAGUUAUGUUUUAAUAAAGAUAUUGA
Messenger RNA from Toxorhynchites rutilus septentrionalis, 1071 nucleotides. RefSeq lists its product as uncharacterized. Bases 447 to 1007 code for a protein of 186 amino acids. The transcript has 4 exons. Lineage: Eukaryota; Metazoa; Arthropoda; Insecta; Diptera; Culicidae. The record is from RefSeq and is a predicted model, not a curated record.